AUGGCGAACAACAGCCGCAACACCUUUGGCAACAACAUGGUGAACAGCAACUUCCGCAACAAUCGGAACAGCAACCUCCGCAACAUGGACAACAACAGGGUUGGCAACAGCAACAGGGUUGACAACAACAAGGCUGGCAGCAUCCGCAACAAGGCUGACAGCAUCCACAACAGGGUGAACAACACCCGCAACAUGGGCAACAUCCGCAACACGGCUUCGGCCCUAUUUGGCAUUGGCACAUUGUGA
Molecule: messenger RNA, 246 nt
Organism: Bursaphelenchus okinawaensis
Lineage: Eukaryota; Metazoa; Nematoda; Chromadorea; Rhabditida; Aphelenchoididae
Source: the annotation of a GenBank genome assembly